CCUGUCCCGACCAGCGCCAUGGACCUGGCGGCGGCCGCGGCGGCGGAGCCGGGGUCCGGAAGCCAGCACCCCGAGGUCCGCGACGAGGUAGCCGAGAAGUGCCAGAAACUGUUCCUGGACUUCCUGGAGGAGUUCCGAGGCAGCGAUGGAGAGGUUAAGUACUUGCAGCUAGCAGAGGAGCUAAUUCGACCUGAGAGAAACACAUUGGUUGUGAGUUUUGCAGACCUGGAGCAGUUUAACCAGCAACUCUCCACUACCAUCCAGGAAGAGUUCUACAGAGUCUACCCUUAUUUGUGUCGGGCUUUGAAGACGUUUGUCAAAGACCGGAAAGAGAUUCCUUUCGCCAAGGACUUUUAUGUUGCAUUCCAGGACCUACCUACUAGACAUAAGAUCCGAGAACUCACCUCAUCCAGGAUUGGCUUGCUUACCCGUAUUAGUGGGCAGGUGGUACGCACCCACCCAGUUCACCCAGAGCUAGUGAGUGGUACAUUCCUGUGCCUGGACUGCCAGACGGUGAUCAAGGAUGUUGAACAGCAGUUCAAGUACACGCAGCCAAACAUCUGUCGCAACCCAGUGUGCGCCAAUAGGAGGAGAUUCCUGCUGGACACAAACAAGUCAAGAUUUGUUGAUUUUCAAAAGGUUCGUAUUCAGGAGACUCAAGCUGAGCUUCCCCGAGGAAGCAUCCCGCGUAGUUUAGAGGUAAUCCUGAGGGCUGAAGCUGUAGAGUCAGCUCAGGCUGGCGACAAGUGUGACUUCACAGGGACACUAAUUGUGGUGCCUGACGUCUCCAAGCUCAGCACACCAGGAGCGCGUGCAGAAACUAACUCUCGAGUGAGCGGUGUUGAUGGCUAUGAGACAGAAGGCAUUCGAGGGCUCCGGGCCCUGGGUGUCAGGGACCUUUCAUACAGGCUGGUCUUCCUUGCCUGUUGUGUGGCACCAACAAACCCAAGGUUUGGAGGCAAAGAGCUCAGAGAUGAGGAACAGACAGCUGAGACCAUUAAGAACCAAAUGACUGUGAAGGAGUGGGAAAAAGUGUUUGAAAUGAGUCAAGAUAAGAACUUAUACCACAAUCUCUGUACCAGCCUAUUCCCUACUAUACAUGGUAAUGAUGAAGUAAAACGGGGUGUCUUGCUGAUGCUGUUUGGUGGUGUUCCAAAGACAACAGGGGAAGGAACCUCACUCCGAGGUGACAUAAAUGUUUGCAUUGUUGGUGACCCAAGUACAGCUAAGAGCCAGUUUCUCAAGCAUGUGGAAGAAUUCAGCCCCAGAGCUGUUUAUACCAGUGGCAAAGCCUCCAGUGCUGCAGGCUUGACAGCAGCUGUUGUGAGAGAUGAGGAAUCUCAUGAGUUUGUCAUUGAAGCGGGAGCUUUGAUGCUGGCAGACAAUGGUGUGUGCUGCAUUGAUGAAUUUGAUAAGAUGGACUUGCGGGACCAGGUUGCUAUUCAUGAGGCUAUGGAGCAGCAGACCAUAUCCAUCACUAAAGCAGGAGUGAAGGCUACUCUGAAUGCCAGGACGUCCAUUUUGGCAGCAGCAAACCCAGUCAGUGGACAUUAUGACAGAUCAAAGUCACUGAAACAGAACAUCAAUCUAUCGGCUCCUAUCAUGUCCCGAUUUGACCUCUUCUUUAUCCUGGUGGAUGAGUGCAAUGAGGUUACAGAUUAUGCUAUUGCAAGGCGUAUAGUAGACUUGCAUUCAAGAAUCGAGGAGUCGAUCGAUCGUGUUUAUUCUCUUGAUGAUAUCAGGCGCUAUCUUCUUUUUGCACGACAGUUUAAACCCAAGAUCUCCAAGGAGUCGGAGGACUUCAUUGUGGAGCAGUAUACGCGCCUCCGCCAGAGGGACGGGUCUGGAGUGGCCCGGUCCUCGUGGAGGAUCACAGUGCGGCAGCUCGAGAGCAUGAUCCGCCUCUCUGAAGCCAUGGCCCGAAUGCACUGCUGCGAUGAGGUCCAGCCUAAACAUGUGAAGGAGGCUUUUCGGUUACUGAAUAAAUCAAUUAUCCGUGUAGAGACGCCUGAUGUCAACCUAGAUCAAGAGGAAGAGACCCAGAUGGAAACAGAUGAGACCUCAGGCGGCAUCAAUGGACUUGCUGAUAGUCCCGGCCCUGUAAACGGAACCAAUGGCCACAGUGAAGCUGCGAGUCAGGAAGCCAUUUCCAAACCUUCCCUGCGGCUGGGCUUCUCCGAGUACUGCCGGAUCUCCAACCUUGUCGUGCUGCACCUCAGAAAGGUAGAGGAAGAGGAAGAUGAGUCAGCACUAAAGAGGAGUGAGCUUGUAAACUGGUACUUGAAGGAGAUUGAGUCAGAAAUAGACUCUGAAGAGGAGCUCAUCAAUAAGAAGAGGGUCAUAGAGAAAGUCAUCCACCGGCUCACACACUAUGACCAUGUUCUAAUCGAGCUCACGCAAGCUGGGCUGAAGGGCUCCACAGAGGAAAGCAAGAGCUACGAGGAAGACCCCUACUUGGUCGUUAACCCAAAUUACAUGCUUGAAGAUUGAGCCAAGCCAAGGACCUGUGGCUCCCACCUCUAGCCUAGAUGGGGCUUUGCUGGAGAGACGAGCUCUGGGAUUGAUGGUUGGGGAUCAUUUCAAGGAGCUAGAACUGAGUCGAUUGCCCUGUCACAAUUGUCCUUGUUGCAGCUUUUACUAAGUAUGGGCUUGGAGUGCUACUUGUCCUGAUUGAGUGGAAAUACAAGCAGGGGCUCUCUUGAGGGAAGAGGGCCCUUGUUUCCUUGUGUGGUGAAGGGCCUGUUACCUUGUGGGAUGGAGUGCCUUAUCACAGACAUGGCUUUUUUUAGUUGUCAGCUACUGCUUUUAUUAAUGAAAAUAAAAUGACUCGUUCUGAGGCUGA
Messenger RNA from Jaculus jaculus (lesser Egyptian jerboa), 2842 nucleotides. It is a transcript of the gene Mcm6, whose product is annotated as minichromosome maintenance complex component 6. NCBI's taxonomy places the organism in Eukaryota, Metazoa, Chordata, Mammalia, Rodentia, Dipodidae. Gene Ontology annotation, molecular function: single-stranded DNA binding; single-stranded 3'-5' DNA helicase activity; ATP binding. The transcript is spliced from 17 exons. The coding region runs from base 19 to 2490 and encodes 823 amino acids. The record is from RefSeq and is a predicted model, not a curated record. Gene Ontology annotation, cellular component: MCM complex; nucleus. Gene Ontology annotation, biological process: DNA replication initiation; mitotic DNA replication; double-strand break repair via break-induced replication.